AUGCUGGCCUUUAGAAGAAGCUCGAGAAUGGUGUGUCGUCAGGGCAUUGUGCGUUUUAACUCGUCCAAGAACCCUGAUGGGAAAUCUCCCAAUUCCGACUCAUUCAUUUCGACGGGCGAAAUCGACCCUGUGCUCCUAGAUAAACUGUUUCGGAACAAUAAGCCCCAGAAAUCUGUCUUACCUCAACAUGGUUCAUUUGCGCUUCGACAGCAACUCGCUAACAUUCAGCAAAAGGACAAGUUCAAGGUAUUGGAUGAGAAUUUGUUGAAGCUGCAGUCGACUCCGAUCAAUUUCAAUUACUACCUACGAAAUCUGAAAGAUUUGAAGAAUGCUAAUCAGCUUCCAUAUAAAUUUGGUGCAAACCAACUGGUCUCUAAAGAUUCGGAUGUCAACGAUUUAUUGCGAAAAGUUGUUUGGGAAUUCAACGCACCCAUAAGAUAUGCAUUUGGGUACGGAUCUAAGGUAUUCGAUCAAGGUUCAACAAAGAAUUCCAACUCUCAAGUCGACAUGAUAUAUGCAGUGUCGUAUCCCGAUCACUGGCACUCACUGAAUAUCGCUCAAAAUCCCGAUCACUAUUCCAGUUUGAGGCAUUUAGGCUCAAGCAUAGUAUCUCAAAUUGGUGAAUUGGGAGCAGGAGUGUAUUUCAAUCCGUUUGUUAAGCUCGAUUUCAAAAGAAGCAAGGUAGACACAAAUUUUGAGCUUAAAUACGGAGUCACUUCUAUGAACACACUGAUAAACGAUCUCAUAAAUUGGGAUACUAUGUAUCUCAGUGGAAGAUUGCACAAGCCAGUUGCCGUGGUAAGAAAUACUCCCAAAAUUUGUCUAUUGAAUCAGUAUAAUCUGACAAAUGCUAUCAAAUUGUCACUACUCUUGGCCAACAAAAGUGAAAUUUCAGAGUACGAUUUGUAUCAUCAGAUUGCAGAGCUAAGCUAUUUGGGAGAUCCGAGGUUAAAGGCCAGAGGUGAGGAUGUCCGCAAAGUCGACAAAAUUGUGAGUAACCAGUUUGAACAAUUCAGAGAAAUGUAUCUACCACUUCUCACAAAUUAUUUCCCAAAAAUUGUCCAACAAAUUAGUUCUCCCGACAGUGCUGAACAUCGCUUCAAAGUGAGUUUGGACUCGCAAAGCAUCGCCGAAAUAAUUGUUGAUUUGCCAAAUACGUUCAGAAGACGUCUACUGUCCAAAUAUAGCUCCAGGUACGAGUCAAGCCUUGCUUCUGAUUUAUUCGCGAGAAGGAUUUUAGCUCCAGAUCAACAGCUUGCUGACCUGAAGCCAGUGAAAUCAGCAUCAGAGCUGUCGUUUUUGGAUCUUCAAAGACUUUCCGAAGAGGUAAGCUUAAGUCAGAUACCAGUGGAGGACUGGAAUUACCUCCCAAACACGUACAAAGUGAAGAGCUCGCCAUUUAUAAGAGACAUUGCAAAUGACCAUCUACUCAUUAAGUCUCUCAAAGACACAGUUAAGGAGACCGUUCUGAGGCCGGCCCUGAUUCAAAGCCUUAAGGGGGUUUUAACGGCUGGAGUGCUCAGAUCGUGGAAAUACGCCUCAGAGAAGAGGAGAAAGUUCAAUCAAAGUAUAAAUAAUGAAUCAUAA
This is a messenger RNA of Ogataea angusta, 1587 nucleotides long. RefSeq lists its product as uncharacterized. Bases 1 to 1587 code for a protein of 528 amino acids. NCBI's taxonomy places the organism in Eukaryota, Fungi, Ascomycota, Pichiomycetes, Pichiales, Pichiaceae. The transcript has a single exon. Gene Ontology annotation, cellular component: mitochondrion. The record is from RefSeq and is a predicted model, not a curated record. Gene Ontology annotation, molecular function: phosphatidate cytidylyltransferase activity. Gene Ontology annotation, biological process: CDP-diacylglycerol biosynthetic process; cardiolipin biosynthetic process.